AUGUUACACAAUUUGCUACUAUUAAUACUCCUACACGUCUUCUGUCUUCAUCCUUUUCCCGUUCAAGGUUCAAAUCAACAUGAAAGAAAGCCAUAUAUUGUAUACAUGGGAGAACUACCAAUGGGAAGAACCUAUGCCGUGGAAAACCACCAUCACAACUUGUUGGCGGCUGCGAUUGGAGACACCCAGUUGGCCAGAGAGUCCAGAAUACAUAGCUAUGGAAAGAGCUUCAACGGAUUCGUUGCCCGACUUUUGCCUCAUGAGGCAGAGAAACUGCGAGAGGAGGACAAUGUGGUAUCUGUGUUUCCAAAUACACACCGCAAACUGCACACAACAAGGUCAUGGGAUUUUCUAGGAAUGCCCCUAAAUGUGAAGAGAAAUUCCAACGUAGAAAGUCAUAUCAUUGUGGGCGUGUUAGAUACAGGUAUUUGGGUUGAUUGCCCUAGUUUCAAUGAUAAGGGUUAUGGACCUCCCCCACGAAGAUGGAAGGGCAAAUGCAUGACCGGAGCCAACUUCACUGCCUGCAAUAACAAGGUGAUCGGAGCAAAAUACUUCAAUCUGGCCGAUAGCAAUACAACGAGCGACAAUCUGAGUCCGGCGGAUGACAUGGGGCACGGUACUCACACAGCGUCGACGGCGGCGGGCGCGGCGGUGAAGGGUGCAAGUCUCUACGGCAUUGGCAAGGGCACAGCAAGGGGUGGGGUCCCAUCUGCACGCGUGGCCAUGUACAAGGUUUGCUGGAGCACUGGUUGCAGCGACAUGGACAUGCUCGCCGGCUUCGACGAGGCCAUCGCCGACGGCGUCAACUUCAUAUCCGUCUCCAUAGGAGGACCCUCCCGUGACUUCUUCACUGACCCAAUAGCCAUUGGAGCAUUCCAUGCUAUGAGGAGAGGGAUUCUCACCUCUUGCUCUGCUGGAAAUAAUGGCCCUCGCCCUAUGUCUGUUGAGAAUGUCGCUCCCUGGAUUUUGACCGUCGCCGCUUCCGCCGUUGACCGCCAGUUCACUACACUUAUUGCCUUCGGCGAUGGAAAGAACAUUACAGGACUGUCUAUUAAUACAUUUUCCCCCAAGAAAAAGAUGUAUCCGUUGACUAAUGGAAUCCUUGCUGCGAAUCUUAGUCGAGAUCUCUACGGCAGUGCUAGUGCUUGUGAUUAUGGGACACUACGCAAGGACAAGGUGAGGGGCAGGAUAGUGUACUGCACUGGGGGCUCAGGCGCUCAGGAUUUAACCAUCAAAGAAUUAGGAGGAGCAGGGACCAUCAUAGGCGUAGACGAGACAAUAGACACCUCCUACACCACACUUAUUCCAGGGGCCUUUGUUGAGGCCAGCACUGUGGGCAAUACUAUUGAUCUCUACAUCAAUUCCACCAAGAAUGCUAAAGCGGUUAUAUACAAGACAACCACCACAAAAGUUCCUGCUCCAUAUCUUGCUUCUUUUUCAGCCAGAGGUCCUCAAUUUGUCACCCCGAAUAUCCUCAAGCCUGACUUGGUUGCCCCGGGAGUGGACAUAGUAGCUGCUUAUUCCAAACUGUCAACCCUAACAGGGUACAACGAAGACGACCGUUACGACGUAUUUAACAUUAUGUCAGGAACAUCUAUGGCAUGCCCACAUGCUACGGCAGCUGCUGCCUAUGUCAAAUCCUUCCACCCUGACUGGAGUCCUGCUGCUAUUAAAUCUGCUCUCAUGACCACCGCCACACCUUUGAAAAUCGGUGACAACUUCACGGAGCUGGGAGCUGGGUCAGGACAGAUUGAUCCAGUAAGAGCAUUGCAUCCUGGCCUGGUUUACGAUAUUAGAAUGAACUCCUAUAUUGCCUUCCUAUGUAAGCACGGCUAUAACAGCACCAACAUUGGUAUACUAUUUGGAGGCAAAAGUUUCAAUUGCGCAAGCAAUAAGCCUGCACCAGGCACUGAUGGAAUCAACUACCCUAGCAUGCAUAUCUCGCUGUUGAACGCCAGUUCUAAAAUUUCUGCAGUUUUUCAUCGUACUGUAACUAAUGUAGGAUAUGCAAAAUCAACGUACAAGGCUAAAGUUACGGCACCCAAGGGUCUUUCGGUGAAGAUCAUCCCAGAUACCUUGAAGUUUAGUCAAUUGCACGAAGAACAGUCAUUCAAGGUUGUCCUGAAGGGACCUCCAAUGUCUUCGUAUACAGUGUUAUUGUCUGCAUCACUUGAAUGGAAUGACUCUAAACACACUGUUAGAAGUCCAAUACUUGUCGUUAAGCAAACGUACUAGUGGAUACAUUGCAUAAUCUAGGAAUUCGAGUUCAGGAGUUUAUUUGACGACAAAAAAAUAGUUCAGUGGUUUUUACUUAUCCCCUAUAUUAUGUACAUUUUAGUUAGUUAUUCGCUUUAGCUUAAAGAAGAGUUUAGCUGCACGAAUGAUUAGUUCAAUCAACGGUAAUGACCAACACAAUUCAUGCAUUACCUGUAUCUAAUAAUCUUAGCAACUUUUUUCUCCCUAUUAAAAAAUCACACUACCUUCGUAUUAAGAUGUAGAAUUAAGCACUGUCUCAACUCAAGUCACAAUCGCUUAUGAGCUACAUCGCCAACACUGCUCUAUCAUGUCUAGAAAAUGAAUUGAGUUUAGGGAGAAGGGAAAAUACCCAUUUAACGGUACGUGUCAUAAGAUUUCGUGGAUGAAAAUCACUCUUAAAAUGGACUGCUGCAACGGUAACAGCAGAGUUGUCAAGUUUAGAGACAGAUCCGACAAUCAACAUGAUGCAAGAGCAAG
Abrus precatorius (Indian licorice) is the source of this 2733-nucleotide messenger RNA. Its product is annotated as subtilisin-like protease SBT4.15. Gene Ontology annotation, molecular function: serine-type endopeptidase activity. The coding region runs from base 1 to 2235 and encodes 744 amino acids. Gene Ontology annotation, biological process: proteolysis. Lineage: Eukaryota; Viridiplantae; Streptophyta; Magnoliopsida; Fabales; Fabaceae. The record is from RefSeq and is a predicted model, not a curated record. The transcript has 11 exons.